Messenger RNA from Blastomyces dermatitidis ER-3, 5147 nucleotides. RefSeq names its product DnaJ like subfamily A member 5. The transcript has 3 exons. Gene Ontology annotation, cellular component: cytoplasm. The record is from RefSeq and is a predicted model, not a curated record. NCBI's taxonomy places the organism in Eukaryota, Fungi, Ascomycota, Eurotiomycetes, Onygenales, Ajellomycetaceae. Gene Ontology annotation, molecular function: zinc ion binding; nucleic acid binding. The coding region runs from base 139 to 1893 and encodes 584 amino acids.
AAAAGCUUAAUAUUUUGAUCGUUUGGCGGUCCUCGUUGUUAAGCUCAGGAACUCCAAGGGAUUUCACAAAAUCACCGCGCCAAUCAUUUUCCUUCUCUCCAGCACAUUGUCUGUGCUGCUAUCGACAAAGAGGAGUCCAUGGGCCAGAGCCAGUCCUCCACUGCGGGGGGGAACAGUGGCGCCCCAGCUAAUGAGGAAAGGAAGACGGAUUACUACGAGCUGCUGGGUUUGGGAAGAACCGCUACAGAAGAAGAGAUCAAAAAGGCUUAUAAGAAAAAGGCACUAGAACACCACCCAGACAGAAACUAUGGUAAUGUAGAGGCUUCCACCGCCAUCUUCGCUGAGAUCCAGGCCGCCUACGAAGUCCUAUCGGACCCCCAGGAGCGUGCCUGGUAUGACUCCCAUCGGGACGCCAUUUUGGCGGGCCACAAUGGCCCCGCGGCUGCGCAGUAUUCCCAUAAUAUCAAAAUGACAACCGCAGACGAUAUAACGCAGCUCAUCAUGAAAUUCAACCCCCGUAUGGAUUUCUCAGAUGCGCCGUCUGGCUUCUUUGGCGGCUUGCGGGAAACUUUUGAGCAACUGGCGGAAGAAGAGGCACUGGCGUGCCAAUGGGGUGACUUGGAACCCGUCGACUACCCCUCAUUCGGCCACAAAGAUGACGAUUAUGACAGCAUCCGCCCGUUUUACUCGAUAUGGAGCGGGUUUGCGACAAAGAAAUCGUUCUCGUGGAAGGAUGUCUAUCGCUACUCGGAAGCACCCGAUAGAAGGGUCCGCAGGCUGAUGGAGAAAGAGAACAAACGACUGAGAGACGAGGGUAUUAGAGAAUUCAACGACGCUGUCCGGUCUCUCGUUGCCUUCGUGAAGAAGCGAGAUCCCCGUUUCAAAGCCACCGUGCAGAAUGAGGCGGAGCGGCAGAAAUCUCUCCGGGAUGCUGCGGCGGCGCAGGCGGCGCGCUCGCGAGCAGCAAAUGAAGCGAAGUUGCACAACCAACAGAUCCCAGAAUGGGCACGGAGUGAAGAGACAGAGGAAGAAAUGUUCAGCAGCAGUAGUGAAUCUGUGAUUGAACAAGACUAUUUCGAGUGUGUCGUCUGUCGAAAAACCUUUAAGAGUGAGAAACAGUUCGACGCGCAUGAGCGGAGUAAGAAGCACAUCAAAGCUGUCAAGCAGCUUCGUUGGGAGAUGAGAGCGGAGGAUAAACACAUUCAGCAACUAAGCACGGAAACGAGAACGGGCACUAGCAGUUCUGGUUCAGUUCAGGAUUCCACCCAAAGAUCCUCGUCCGGCGCCACUACCACCCAGGAAAAUGACGAGCCCAUUCCCUCAGACGCGGAAGAUGAGCUAGAACAUACUACUAAACCAACUCACGAAGACGAUCCAGAUUCCAUAUCGGACCACCACAGCGAUUUAUCAGAAUCAAACAUAAACCAAGCCGAAGCCGAAACGCAAAUUCAAGGACCAGAGGAAGCAGAUGACGAUAACGACACCAGCGAUACAAACGAAGAUUACGCGCCGCGAGCCGUUCUCGAAAACCGCUUCGCCACAGAUACAACUAGUGAGAACGCCAGCCUAACCAUGCUAACAGAAGACAUAUCGAAAACCUCCAUCUCAGCCACGCCCAUGGGUACUAGUAAUAAUGAUGAUGACAACGACGACGAGCCGAAGCAAGCAAAAGUAGGCAGAGCAAAGUUAAAGCGCGCCAAACGCGCCGCUGCGGCGGCGGCUGCAGCUGAAGAAGGGAGGCAGGGCAAGACGUUUACAUGCGCAAAAUGUCACAGCUCGUUCACUUCCAAAACCAAACUAUUUAACCAUAUCAAGGAGCUAAAUCACGCGCAGCCUGUGCCUGCUACUAAAUCUAAUAAUAAACAGGCGAAGAAGAAAGGCGCGAAGCGCUGAUUUGUUGGGGGAGCCGAGGCUGCCUUUUUUUUGGUUUGUUUUAAGAUUUUCGGCUUUCUAUAGGACCUUUGACUGAUUUGGUAGUGGGUUAUAUUGUUUCACUGCGGUUUUAUUCGGUGCAUAGCGUGGGGCGUUUCGUUUUAUUUUGCAAAAAAGGAUUAUGAUUCAUGUACGGAGUACUCUGUACUCUGUACUCCGUACUAGGACGACUGUUCUGUUUUCAUUUUUCAAGAUAGAAUAUUUCAUGUAGAUAUAUAGUUUUAUACUUCGCCAUCUGGCAGCGGGGAACGCCUGCGUACUGUACCUUUUUCCUCACAGCGUUCCUAUUGAGCGAUUACUGCCACUGUUCUUGGCUUCUCGUGCUAGGACUUGGGAUGGUUGCAACACAAGUUAUUUUCAAAAUCAGCACGUCAAGAAACGCGCUUGACGCGUCUUGACGCGGGUUUUUUUAUUCGGUUUUUUGAGUCUAUGAAUAAGUAUAUAGGCAUCUUAGAAAAUAAACGAUUUACUCGAGUCAUACCGGUUUUGCUCUCGCUCCGAUACACCAGUUCGCCCAAUGUCAUAAUCGCAGAGCUCGUCUAUAAAUAUGCUAUAGGCUCCUAAACACCGUACUCAAAACAUACGAACAUAAACAAGAAAAAGAAAAAAGAAAACAAAGAAAGCCCAAUAAGGAAGACCACAUGAAAAAUCACGACCCCUUCAGCCCCCUUCAGCCCAACCCAGCCUUUGAAUUCUUAACCACAUGCACAACAGGGUGUAAAAUCCCCUUGUUAUUAGCAGCCCCCAGCGCCGUCCCACUACUCCACCCCAUCUUCUCCAGCAUCGCACGGCCUUUAUUCUCCGCCCCAAUCUCCGGCGCAGACGCCCCGACAACAUCGCCAUCCAUAUACGAGGUGCCUUUCACACCGCCACCCCGGGACUUGGCAACGGGCUUAGGCCCACCUCGUUGGGAUUUAUCCAUCCUCCGCAUAAAGCGGCUGCUGGAGAAGACUCUAUCGACCUGGUGGACGGCUGCUUGGCCCUCCAAGCUGGGUGUGCGGGAUGUCUUGGUGAGGAUUGGGAAGCGCGAGGUGCCGCUACCGCGCGACAGUGAUUUGAGAGAGAGGAUGUUUGCUAUCUCGUGCACGAGUUUGCGGUUUCGCUUGUCCAUUGGGGGCAGCGAGAGGCUGUUUGGUUUUCAGCCGUUAGUAAUUUUCAGUUAGAAAAACGACUGGAAACUAGAGGGGUAUCGUAUCGUACCUUUGGGAAGACGAUGCCAGGAAGGCCCGGAUUUCCAGUUUAACAUCAUCAAUACUCAUGCCUUCCGUAUACUUCGCCUUCAUAUUUACCUUUCCGGGCUUGGUGUCCAAUAGUCCCUGUGCCCUUAAUUCCUCGCGCUCCUGCUUCCUGGCUUUCUUCUUGUUUCGGUCGUUCUCCCAGGACACCUGCAGCUCAUACGCCAUAUCACUAUCAGACAAGUCGAAGUCAUUCUGAUGUGCAUGGCGGCGGCCUUUUGGUUUCUUCCUUAGACUUGGACGGUCGAAGUCCAUAACAUCGAAGCCACCAUAUGGAUCUUGAUCUAAGGCAUCUGCGAAAGCUGAGGCGGAAGGGAAAUUCCCGUUUCGGUUUCGUCGCUUUUUCGGCUGGGUUGACUUGUAUGGAAACUUUGAUCUGGAGAAGCUUUCGAGGCCAUCAAAUCCGCCAUCUCCGUUGAAAAGUAGGAGGUCAUCGGUGCCUAACCCAAGAGAGUCCUGAGUUUGAAGUAACCGAGCCAUCUGCUCAUCCGUCAAAUCUUGUUUCAUGCCGUCGUCUAAAUCUUGGUCAAUCUCAUCCUCUUCAUUUUCAUCCUCCUCGUCAAGGUCUGAAGAAGAGAGUUUAGAUGCUGCCUCCCGCUGUGAUGCAAUCAAUGCGACAUUUUCCUCGAACCGUUGAAUCAAUUCGGACGCACUAGACAUUAUAAGACGCUCCUUUCGAACCCAACGGGCUUCGUCGGUGCUCUGACCCUUGCCGGUCUUCAAUGUCCGCAGAGCUCCAUGACUUUGUGCUUGAAUGGCCUACUUGUUUUCGAUUCUGAAUUUGAGCCCGACCUACCCCAGCAUCUUCAUCCUCCUCUUCUUCUUCGUCACUCGUGCUAUCGUCCAUCAUAUUUGCGAUAUAAUCAGCCAGGAUCUCCGAAUCAUCAGAAUCCCAGCCCAAUCUUGGCUUUCUGGGUUUUCGUGUGCGAGGACGUUUCUCCUUCCCCUUGAGGCUAAUAAAUUCGGGGGGGUUCGCUAGGUCAUCCAGGACUGGCUCGGAUGUAUAGAUUAUUGCCGGCUCCGAUUCGCUAUCGGACACAGACGCCGGACGUGGAAUAAUGCUGUCCUUAUCAUGAGCGCCAUCACUAUCACCACCACAAUCCGCCGGUAUGGAUGAAUCAUCCCGGAUCGAAGGCCCAAGCUUACGGUUGGGACUAAGAUUCUGGUUCCGGUAAGCUGGAGACUGUUGUAAUCGUCUUCCCCUCCCUGUGAAAACUACCUCGUCUUCACUGGAAUCUGGUUGGGAGGAUAGGUGCAGGUUAAGCUCUAUGGUGUGGUUUUCAGUUUGCAUAUUCUCUGGAGGAUCCUCUCCCUUGCGAUCUAUGAAAAAUAUGUCCUGAUCGCCCAGCAUUGAUUCAACUUUUUCCCCUCCUUCUUCAUCUUCUUCUUCUGCUUCUUCUUUCUUCUCCUCCACAUCCUUCUUGUCCACCAGGGUCGAUGGAUCUGGAUUGGCUGGAGUGCCGUUCGGGGCAUUAUUCGCAUUCCCAUCGUUCGGGACCUCGAGGCUCUCCUGCACCAAAUCGCCAGCACUGACAAAUCUUAUUUCAUUGUAUCGUAGUUUGAGAUUGCUUCUGUGGGCAGUGUAGCGCUCAGUAUCGCGGGCCUCCUGGGCCAUAGUAAACUGUACUUCAUUCUGUUCUUUCGAUGGGGAAACAAAAACAGUCAGCGGGAUAGUUAGGUAGCCGGGCAGUUGUAACACGGAGUAAAGAGCUUACUGAAGCCAAUGUAGGGGACGGUAUUGUUGGCACGAUUGAAUCCGCAUUGAUGCGCGGGGAGGGAUCGGCGUGUUGCCACAACAAAGGCCGGGGAGCCAGGUCUGUAGCCUCCUCCGCCUCUGCCCUUUGUCUUUUUUGACCUGGCCAUGGGGGUCAUAGGAAACGAGGGUACUGCACGGCCACGGUAAGGAGUGGUGGUAGUGUCCUUGUCUGAGUUGUUGACGCUGCAGCCGUUGUUCCUGGCUUCUCCCUCUCAAAAUACUCA